This is a messenger RNA of Cutaneotrichosporon oleaginosum, 4125 nucleotides long. RefSeq lists its product as uncharacterized. NCBI's taxonomy places the organism in Eukaryota, Fungi, Basidiomycota, Tremellomycetes, Trichosporonales, Trichosporonaceae. Gene Ontology annotation, cellular component: cell periphery; cell septum. The record is from RefSeq and is a predicted model, not a curated record. Gene Ontology annotation, molecular function: chitin synthase activity.
AUGUCGCGCCCACCAAUGAACACAAACGUUUCGUUUGACAAGGGAAGCGCACCACCCCCGCCUCCCAAGGGUGGCAGCUCGUCAAAGCACUAUGAGAAUCCAGUCCCCACCCUCGGUUACGAGGAAGCUGGCUACGGCUCUGGAUCCUACACCCAGGGCGGCGCCGACGUCCGGAGAAAGAAAUCCAUGGUUCGCCCCGAGCGCGAGCGCAUCGAGCCCGGCCACCGCUUGUAUCACUACCAGCAGCACGCCGCAGACCAGAGCGUCCGCGUGCACCCCAGUGCUACCGGCAACCAGCCCUAUGCUCCGCACAGAGGAGGCGCCUCCGGCCUCCGUCGCGGCAAGUCGGUGCUGGGACGCGAAGGUGACCAGGAAGCGAACGAGUCCGGCCUCAACCUUUUCAAGCGCGGUGCGACCAUCCGCCGCAAGGCAUCGCGCGCCGCUCCACGGCCCAAGCACGGAGGCACUUCGGCACCACCCCCUCCGCCGGAGAAGCCGCGUGGGUGCUGUGCAAACAUUGCCCCCGGUCCCGUCGACUGCUGGAUGAUCUACUGCUUCGUCAUUACGUGCUGGAUCCCGCCCUUCAUCCUCUCCGGUGUCUUCGGUAAGAAGACGCCAGAGGCGCAGCGCGCUUUCCGCGAGAAGAUGGGCAUUGUUGCGAUCUGUGCUGGUCUUAUGGCCAUAGUCGGUUUCAUUACCUUCGGUUUCACCCAGGUUGUGUGUGGAAACCACGGCAUGCGCGUCAAAGGUGGACAGGUCAACAACGGCUCCGUCGUGCUCAAUGGUUACGUCUACGAUCUUGCCGACUGGAAGCACCCUGCCACUGCCGAUGGCGUUUUCAACGGUUCCACCAACCCAAUCUGGUUGGACGAGUGGCAAGCUGGCGGUAAGGACAUGAGCUUCCUGUUCCAGAACGUGAACAAGAAGUGCCGCGGGCUUCUUACUCCCGGUAGCCAGGCGCCCAGCGCUAUGCGCGGCCCUGGCAACACCAUGUCGUGGUACUUCCCCUGCAACCUCUUCAGCCAGAACUCGACUCAGACCGUGGUCAAGGAUGGCUAUCUGGAGGGCACUAACUGCCACUUGGAUGCGACUGCCCGUAGCGACCUCGCCAACAUGCCGCCCGAUGGCAUUGUGUACUACACCUGGGACCAGGUUGCCAACCCGGACCGCAACCUCGCAGUGUACAAGGGCUCCGUUCUCGACCUCUCUCUGCUCAACUGGCUCGACUCUAACCUGGUCCAGUACCCCUCCCUCUUCAACACGCUCAAGACUGGCAAUGAGACGUUCAAGGGCCGCGACGUGACGUCCGUGUUUGUCCGUGCGAGCUGGGAGAACUACGGAGAUUGCCUUACCGACAUUAUCCGCGUCGGUUUCGUCGACAGCAUGACCAUUGGCUGUGUGGCGUCUCAGAUCGUCCUCUACGUGUCGCUCGUGUUCAUCCUCGGCGCCGUGUUGAUCAAGUUCUUCAUGGCGCUCUACUUUGGAUGGUUCAUGAGCUGGCGCAUCGGCAACUUUGAGGGCGAGAGCUACAAGGACCGCAUGAAGCGCGCCGAGGAAAUCGAGAACUGGACCGACGACAUUUACCGUGCCGCGCCUGGGUACAUGCGUCCCAAUGCUCGCGAAGCCCGUGCUGCAAAGAAGGGCGGCCAUUUCCUGCCGAAGCAGUCGCGUUUCAGCAAGGCCGACACGAUGAUGGUCAGCAACUCGCGCCCGAACACGGGCUACGGGAGCCCCUUUGACACGCCCCGCCGUCAGCCUUCCAGCUUCUACGGCAACAGGCUCACACCCCCGGGCUCGCCCAUGCUGCACGGCUCGCGUUCUUCGACCUCGUUGCCGUUCCGCGCUGAUGCUUCGCGCGCCUCGCUCCACGACUGCCCCUUCCCUCUCGAGAACGUCAUCCCGCAGCCCGCUCCCGACUUUGAGCCUUUCGGCUACCCGCUCGUCCACACCAUCUGCCUCGUCACGGCCUACUCGGAGUCGAUCGAGGGUCUGCGCACGACCAUGGAUUCUCUUGCCACAACCGACUACCCCAACAGCCACAAGUUCAUUCUUGUGGUCUGUGACGGCAUGGUCCGUGGUUCUGGUUCCAAACAGUACACUCCCGACAUUGUGCUCAGCAUGAUGAAGGACCUCGUUGUUCCCGAGCACGAGGUCGAGGCUCACUCGUACGUCGCCAUCGCCGACGGCCACAAGCGUCACAACAUGGCCAAGGUCUUCGCCGGCUUCUACGCCUACGACAACGACACGGUCGAGCCAUCCAAGCAGCAGCGCGUUCCCGUUGUUCUUGUCGCUAAGACGGGUAAUCCUCUCGAGCGCAACGACGCCAAGCCCGGUAACCGUGGCAAGCGUGACUCGCAAAUUGUGCUCAUGGACUUCCUCCAGAAGGUCAUGUUCGAUGAGCGCAUGACGACCUUCCAGUACGAGUUCUUCAACGCCAUCUGGCGCUGCACCGGUGUCUCGCCCGACAAGUACGAGACGGUGCUGUGCGUCGACGCAGACACCAAGGUGUACCCGGACUCGGUUUCGCGUAUGAACGCGUGCAUGGUCAACGACACUGAGAUCAUGGGCCUUUGCGGCGAGACCAAGAUUGCCAACAAGCGCGAGACUUGGGUGACCAUGAUCCAGGUCUUCGAGUACUACAUCUCGCACCACCUCACCAAGGCCUUCGAGUCCGUGUUCGGUGGUGUCACCUGUCUCCCCGGUUGUUUCUCCAUGUACCGCAUCAAGGCGCCCAAGGGUGCGACCGGCUACUGGGUGCCGAUCCUCAACAACCCGGACAUUGUCGAGCACUACUCGGAGAACAUUGUUGACACGCUCCACAAGAAGAACCUGCUUCUUCUCGGCGAGGACCGUUACCUCUCGACGCUCAUGCUCAAGACGUUCCCCAAGCGCAAGAUGGUCUGGUGCCCGCAGGCUGUGUGCAAGACGAUCGUGCCCGACACGUUCAAGGUUCUGCUCUCGCAGCGCCGUCGCUGGAUCAACUCGACCAUCCACAACUUGUUCGAGCUCAUGCUGGUCCGCGACCUGUGUGGCACGUUCUGCUUCUCGAUGCAGUUCGUCGUCUUCAUGGACCUCGUCGGUACCCUUGUUCUUCCCGCCGCCAUCACGUUCACGCUCUAUGUCGCUGCACUUGCCAUUCGCUCGGCAAUCCAGCCGGACAAGCAGGACACUCCCACUGUGUCGCUCAUUCUUCUCGCCUUCAUCCUUGGUCUCCCCGGUCUCCUCAUCGUCAUCACAUCCCGCAAGAUGGUCUACGUCGGCUGGAUGUGCAUGUACCUGAUCUCGCUCCCGAUUUGGAACUUUGUCCUCCCCGCCUAUUCGUUCUGGCACAUGGACGACUUCUCCUGGGGCGAGACUCGUAAGGUCCAGGGCGAGAGCAAGGCGGAAACGGGACACGGCGACAAGGAGGGCGAGUUCGACUCCAAGGACAUUGUCAUGAAGCGCUGGGCCGAGUUCGAGCGUGAGCGCCGCUGGCGCGAGGGCACUGUCUCGCGUGACUCGGAGUACGGCGCUGGGAUGCGUUCCAACUCGCCAGGGAACAGCCGGAUGAACCACCGCCACUCGAUGGUGUCGACAUCUGAGACGUACCAGUCGGGCCUGAACACGGCCGAGUCGCAGGGCAUGCUGCGCCCCGACCCGCAGGGCUACCUGCACGGAGGGCAGUACGUGGCCAGCCCGAUCGCGGGAGAAGACCGCGACAUGGCUGCUCUUGGCCUGCCAAGGCAUGGCGAGCCAUCUAUCGUCUCCUCCGAGUCGGGUUACUCGGCUGGCCGGCCCAGCCGCAGCCCAGUGGACAACCGCAGCGCGUCCUACGGUGUCGGCUACUCGGAGGAGGAGCAGCCGAUGCUCGCGGGCGGCAUGUCGCCCGAGCAGUACCGUGGCGGGCCCUCGGCAUACGAAGAGCGGGACACGUACCGGUCUCCGCGCGGGCAGCCUGCGCCGCAGCGCGGCGUCUCGCUCGUGGACCCUGGCGUUGCACCGGUUGGCGCUGCGGACCCCGUGCGCCGUGUCGCACGGCAGCACAAGCGCCAGUCCUCGGGCCGUGGUGGCGUCACCAGCCCCGUGUCAUCGUCAUCCCACCAAUCUAGCCUACCCCCCGGAGCUGUGAGUUGUGUCUUGGAGUAA